Molecule: messenger RNA, 1233 nt
Organism: Lodderomyces elongisporus
Lineage: Eukaryota; Fungi; Ascomycota; Pichiomycetes; Serinales; Debaryomycetaceae
Product: phosphatidylglycerol phospholipase
Exons: 1
Coding region: 1-1233 (410 amino acids)
Biological process (GO): glycerophospholipid catabolic process
Molecular function (GO): phosphatidylglycerol phospholipase C activity
Source: RefSeq, a predicted model, not a curated record
AUGACGUCAUCACCUGUGCCAUCUUCGCCCAGCUCUCCUGUUGUCGUUGGCCAUAGAGGGUUCAAGAGCCAGUAUACUGAGAACUCGUUGCUUGGGUUUGGCAAAUGUUACGAAUCCGGGGCUACAGUGAUUGAAACCGACCUUUGGCUAGCUUCAGACGAUGUGAUUGUGAUAUCCCACGAUGUAAACACAAAACGAGUGUUUGUUGACUCAAAAGGCAAUGAGACAGAUUAUGUGAUCCUUAAAACGCCAUAUGAACCAGUCUUGAAACAUUUGCAAACUAAAGAAGGUCGAUACCCUUUACUCAGCUUUGUUGAUUUGCUUAAAUGGUUUACAAAGUAUGUCGAAGAGCAUGGAGAUAACGUUGAGGAAGGGAAAUUAAAGAUUCAGUUGGAUAUCAAAAAGUUUAACCCAACCAAAAUUACCAAGUAUAUUGUGCAAGAUUUGCUUUCGGUGAAAAACGAUAUCACUUGGUGGUUUGGCAGGAUCCAGUUUGGUAUUUGGGAUCUCAAGUUUUUGAAAUACUUGAACCAGGAUGAGUUUUUUCAACGUGAGGAGUUGCGCAAAAUUGACGAGGAAGGCUUUACUCAAUUUGACAUUUUCCAUAUAAGUCUUAAUUGGCGCGAUUCCAUAAACUAUAUCAACUACAAUGAGUAUUUAGAUGAAACAACACCAAAAAACAGAAAAGUUUUGAAGUUGACUGGGGUAAGUUUGAUUUAUGUAUCGACAUGGUCAACCGAAUUUUUAACAAAAUUUGUCCCCUUAUUGAGAAUACAGCACUUGAAGUUGUACUCAUGGACAGUUAAUAACAAGUUCCAGUAUGAGUAUUUGGCAAGAGUUGGGAAAUUGGCUAAAUUGGUAGAAUAUGGUAUUAUCAGCGAUUAUCCUGACGUGAUUGUAGAUAUUAAACACCACUCAAGAGAAGGACAGGAAAAUGUAUCUAAUGGUGAAUACUUAUCGGAGGAGGAGAGUCAACCAUUGGUACUUAAGGAUUACGAGAGCAGUCAGUACUUCAAUGAAGAUGGCGAGUUGAAUAUUGAAUUGACAUAUUUCCAAAGAAUGUUCCAUUGGAUAUUUACAGUGGUUAUGUCUUUGAAUGGCUCUUCAAGAAACAUUCGUACCGAUGCACAAAAGUUUGGUGCAAAAGUCGACGAUAGCAAAAUUGAGCAGAUUAAAAUCAAUCCAUUUGCUUCAAAAAUAUUUCAAACUUGUCAAAAAUACGGAGUGUUUUAA